CAGUUGUUUUUCUUGUCAGCAGUCAGUCACUAUAAAAGCAACUCAGAGAGGAAACUGAGAGAGAGAUUUCUGAGGAGAUCUACAGCUGGUUUGCAGGUAUCCGUGUGGACUCUGACUGUCUUAGAUUUACAACCUGGGCCUGGAAGCACCACACACAGCGAGGCGGGUUGAAGGGACGAUGUCCUCUGAGUCCCAAGGCCUGUCUUUAAACAGAAGCAGCAGCUCUCCAAUUCCUUCUCCUUGUGAACUACAAUCCUUUGACCCUCUUGGGUCGCCCUGCUUUCAGAUGCCAGAGUCACAGUGUCACCAGAGCAAUUUUGGAGAGGGGUUUGCACCUUACUCCCAAAGAGAGCGCGUUCCCUAUAGGCAGAAGAGUGCCGAGCGCUUUCGUAGACACAGCAUAGACGGAAGCCCCGUUGAACAGGAGUCUGGCCUGGCGGAAAACUAUCACUACCAUCCUUACAGACGUCAAUGCAGUGAAGGGGCCAUCGGUGAGGGUCAGACCUUCAGUUGUCUCAGAAGACCUGGACUGGCUGGGAAACUCAACACGGCCGAUGGAUUGGAGGAACAAUCCUCUUGGAGUCCAUUAAGCACUAAUGUGGAGACGACUAGCAUUAUGGGAACUCAACACCUCUACAGUGAGCCUCAGAUAAGCUCUGAAGAUCCUCCCGACUACACCUCAGUUAAUCAUCAGACGUACAGUGCCAUCAGUCCUCUACAACAUCAGUUUUAUUCUUCAAGAGGAAUAGACACGGUUUCUCACUACUAUAGCCAAAGCCUCUCAUCACAAACAUCUCAAGACAAUUCUGCCCAGACACUACCUAAACCCGUCUACUCUUACAGUAUUCUGAUCUUCUUGGCUCUGAGGAAUAGCAAAACGGGCAGUCUACCAGUAAGUGAGAUCUACAGCUUCAUGACGGAUCAUUUCCCCUACUUCAAGACAGCACCUGAUGGAUGGAAGAAUUCUGUCCGACACAACCUCUCUUUAAACAAGUGCUUUGAGAAAGUAGAGAACAAGAAUGGGAACUCCUCUCGAAAGGGCUGCCUGUGGGCCCUGAACCCAGCGAAGGUAGAGAAGAUGCAGGAGGAACUUCACAAGUGGAGACGUAAAGAUCCGCUGACUGUACGGAGGAGCAUGGCCCGACCAGAGGAGCUGGAACGUCUGCUUGGGGAGAGACCUGAAAAAUUGAAGACUCUUGGAUCUCACUUCAGUCUACCAAGCAGCCAUACACAUUCUCAGUCCUUAAGAGUUGCCAUGCAUCCUGCCUACGGACACCAACCUGUCCAUGAGACUAGUGUCCCGCAUCAGAAGUCUAUCUACAGCCCUUUACCCUCUCAAACUGUCAUCCCGCCUCCCCCCUACUUACCUCCAGACACUUUAGCUUUCCCAUACCACUCUCCAGUCACCCAUCAGCCCAGUGCUGGGCAUCCCUCUAUUCCCAGGACAGGCAGCUUGGAUUCCCCCUUACCAGCACACACCCCACCAAGCUACAGCACCGCCCUGCAGGCUGGUCACAGCACUACAGCAAGUAUGCAGGAGCUUCUGCUGGAUGGAGAAAUCAGCAAUGAUGUUGAUACAUUAAAUCCCAGCCUCACAGAUCUACAAUUACAUGGAAUCUUUGGGAGGGAGCUAAGGAAUGACAGCCUGUCUCUGGAUUCACUGGUAGUUAUGGACUCAACCCCUUUCCUUCCCAGUUCAGUCCCAGUCAAGUGUGGCAUCAAGCCUCAGGUGGAGAACCGUUCAUCUACAUGUGCGUUGGUACUGGAAGCUCCAGUUCAAUUUCUCUUCCCAUGA
Pimephales promelas (fathead minnow) is the source of this 1795-nucleotide messenger RNA. NCBI's taxonomy places the organism in Eukaryota, Metazoa, Chordata, Actinopteri, Cypriniformes, Leuciscidae. The record is from RefSeq and is a predicted model, not a curated record.